CAAGGAAGAAAUGAGCUACUAGACUUAAUUGCUAAUUACUUUCAAAGUCUUCCACUGUGGAUUCGAUUUCUGGUGACAACGCGACCGGAAAGAAACAUAACAGAAAAUCUAAAGCGUUUGUACCCCCUGCAGCUGGAUCCAGACGUUGAAGAGAAUGUGAAGGAUAUUCACCUUUACUUUGAAAAGCAAAUCAGCCAUUUAUUGCAAUCUGAGCAUCGAGAAAUCAUCUUGCAAGCACUGGUUCAAAAGUCAGAAGGAGUUAUGCUAUAUGCUCAUUACCUGGUAGAUUUCAUAAAGAAGGAAGUGCCAUUGGUAACCCCUGAACGGUUGGAUGGCGUCUUACCAUCAGGUAUUUCGUCUGUAUACCAGUGGUAUUUCAAGCGACUGGAGAGUGAACUUUGUAAGGAACUUAACGUCACGGAAGACCAGUUUUUGAAAUUUUUGAGUGCCAUCGCAGCAGCAAGAGAGCCAUUGCCACUCGGUUUUGCUUCUAAAUUAUUGCUACCAACUACACCGAAAUCAGUGGUUCAGCGAAAAGUAAAUGCGGCAAUUGCCUGUGUCUCGGCACUUCUACCCAUUCAAGACGAGUGUAUUCACUUCUUUCACAAGUCGAUCAAAGAUUGGCUAAUUGAAACGUCUACCUACGGUCAGCACCACUUCAGUGUGGACGAAAAAGAAGGCCAUGAAGUCCUUUCUAAGCUCUGCGUUGACGAACUCGAUGAUGUAAAACGAAAGGGCGUCGACUGCCCACAGUUCAGUGACACUACAAAGCAUGGAGACAUUGAGACAUGGAGUUCAGCACACGCUACAACUGGAGGAUGGAGAGUAUGCAGCCUUGAGGAAGUCACCAAGAAAUAUGUUUUGGACUUAGAGGUUGUCUAUGCAAAAGUGUGUUUAAACGUUACCGGAGCAUCUGAAGAUGUUCUUUCCGUCUACAAGAAAAGGGGAAUGGGAGCGUUGCCUGGAGAAUGUUACAGAGUCCUCGACACUUUGCUCUGUCUGUUAAGGAAGCAUGUUAGCCCGUUCAAAGAACUUCCUAACAUUUUCUUUCAAACCGUUCUGAAUGAAGGAGGACCUGAGUUGUCUUCUGAAGCAUCAAAACUUUUAGAUACUAAAUAUUCUGAAUUGGCGUAUAUGGAAUACUUACACAAAGAGGAUCUGCCUGGGAGUGUUCAAAGCACAUUCGAAUGUUCAGAUGAUGUAACUUGUUUUGAUGUUUCACCACAGUUAGACUACAUGGUAUGCGAAUGUAGAGAUAACACGAUACAGCUAUGGUCGCUUCAUACUGGCAAGCAGCUAUGGGAACAAGAUGUCAUUGUAAUGAAAGAUUACUAUGAAUACUUUGAUGACGGAGAUUACGACUAUGAACCAUAUAGACCAAAUACGCACUGUGGUGAAAAGUCAUUGUACCGCUCAGUAGUGUUCCAUCCUACAGAGGACUUUGUCUUACCAGGAAUCCUCAGCCAUGCCUAUACGUUUGACGGGGACCUGAAACCACUUUUUGUUUCGAGCAAGUGUCGUUUCUCGGUUUGUUCAAUCUCUGCAGACAAGAUCAAGAUGCUAACUGAUUGCCCCAAUGAUGCUAAAUCAGUUAUCAUGUGGAGUCUGACGGAUGGUUCAGAGAUAAAUCGUUUCAUCUGGCAUCACGAUAUUUUGUCAUUUGCUUGGUCUCGCGAUGGAAGACUGCUAGCAAUUUCUGACCAGUGUGGUUCGAUUUGUUUGGCUGAUGUCGAGGAUGGCUACAGAACUCUAGCGCAGACAACAACUUCAGAAGUAUGCGGAAUGAUAAAGUUCUCGCCAGACUGUUAUUCCCUUUAUUGUUUGCAUACUGUUCAAUGGGAUCUCUUUCGUUUACACCUCAACAUGGAAAAUGAUGGCAAUGUUUCUAUAGAUGUUUCUCCUGAUGAAGCUUUUUAUGAGCCGUGGGAAUUUGAAUCGUGUAGUGAGGCCGGCUAUUUAUUAGGAGAUCCUUUUUACUUGUCACCUGAAACAUAUACACUCUUCCCACCGAUAACCGGCCUUGCUUUUGUGCUGAAUCAACAAUCUGUAUUGAAAGUUUCCUCUAGCCUUGACGUCAUAGAGAUGUUGUACCUUGAUGAACUGACGAAAGACACUACCAGAGUUGCAAACAUGGAUGCGGAGAAAAUCGUGUUUUCAUUGAAUGGUGACACUCUGUAUGUUGUCGCUAGGACAAAUGCGACUUCAGCAACACUUAAGGCCUGGCACAUUUCAAGUGGGAUAUUCAAAGCUGAGAAAAGCGAUUUUGAUGUUCAUACGCUUGUUGAAAAUAAUCUUGUAUCUGUGAGAGAUGGUGUUUUGUUGCAAACCAGUAGGAGCACCCUUGAGCUGUGGAAUUCUGAGUUGUCUGAGUGCAUCCGCAGUUGGACUGGCCUAGGGUACAUCACUGAAGUAAUCCCCAUAUCAGAAGAACGAGUGGCCUGUGAAGUAAAGAGCAAGGUCAUUAUUGUGGAUACAACUAGGGAAGGCAUUGUGUCAGCAAUCUCUAUUCAUGGUGAUUUUGUUGCAUGCAACAGUAAAUGUCAGGUGAUAACCACUGAUUAUGGGCAAUUCCAGAUGCAUUAUGGCGAUGUCGUACUCUGGAAGAUAUCUCUGCCUAUCGAAGACCCGUUAAUUCGAUGCAAGAGAUUUUCCCCUACUGAACAGUAUUGUGUUCUUGCUGUGGGACACAAAGUGACCACCUAUAUAUGUCAUGAUGUGGCCCUUUACGUCCUCGAUGUAGUUGCUGGAAAAACGCUCCACCUGUUAUGGUCAUAUAGUUACUGGUUUGGUUCCAACCUUGAUUGUAAGUUUGUAGGUGACGAGGAGUGCGUUACUAACCUUACGUUUACUGCUGAAUUGCCGGGUAACUGGCUUCGCCUGUUUAACGUCAAGUCAGGUGACCUGCUAAGUGAAAUUGCCACCGAAGGCCCUGUGACCUGUUUAGCAUCAUAUCCUCGUGAAGGUCUUCUCGCCAUUGGUUUUGACGAUUCCAGAGUGAAUUUCAAAGUUCUUCACGUAAAGUUGCCUCGAGACAAAGACGACAGGAAAAGCAAAAAGUUCAGGAUUAAGCCUAAAGAUUGAAAAGGGUACACUGCAGCUAGUUGAAAUUUCCAGACGAAUCCGCUGACUGGAUGAUGUAGCAGUAAACUUAUCGGGUACCAGUCAUUUGAGCGAAGCAGAGACCAGACUUUGCAGUAGAUCUGUAAAUAGAAUUUAGAUGAAAGCUUCUUAGAGCCACUUUAUUUCUUAGAAGAUCGUGUAAGGUGUAGGCUCGAUUUCCAGCCGUUUUGGGAGUCGGCAGCCCGGUUGUUGAUCCUCCUCCCAACGUGCUGUGGUGCAAAGAACGCGGGCUCACAAAACGGCUGGAACUCGAGCCUAUGUAAAGCGCGCAACACCAAAGAAUCGCGGGCGAGGAAAGCGAGGUAAAGUAAAAUUAGUAUCAACCUCUGGGAGGAGGACACCUGAUGAUGAAUUACACUACAUGAUAUUUCUAUAUCAACGUCUAGGAGGUGGACACUUGAUGAUGAAUUUAACCAGAUAAUAUUUCUGUAUUGACCAGCAUAUGAUUUGGCGCUCGGUUAGCUUAGCUAGCACUCCGAUUAGCCUAACUAGCACUCUGGUUAGCUUAAACAGCACUACGGUUAGCCAAAAUUAGCUUAGAUUACUUGAGGUUAGCCUAUAGAUAUUAGGGUUAGGGAUAUGUAUCCAAAACAUUCCCUUUUUUUUGGCAGCUGAGUUCGGUGGUCAAGUGGAGAUGACUCUCACACAGCAAUCUAUCGACCCGGUUUCGACUUCUCUUACGGUAAAGGUUUCUUUCUUUUUUUUAAAUCUUAAAAACAAGUAAACAAGUGUGAUUUCAUACUUCAUGUGUGAAAAAUAGAGAAGUCCCGCACAAGAAGACCUCCAGGAGGUCGAUGUUAGAUUUCAUCAACCAGAAAGCGAAGGUUGUAACGCUCCAGUUUUUGAUCGACCUACAAAAAUUUCUUGUGACGGGGUAUGACUCAAAUUGUACAAGGAAUGUAUCGGCGCUUUGACACUUUUGCCACCAUGAAAUUUUGAGAUUUGGAAACCCAAUAUGUCUUCUUCAGCAUUACACUGAGAGAGCUGAAAUUAGUUUCGCAGGCUCAUGUUUGAAGUCAAUUUGUAUCUAGCAUGAUGUCCGCAAAGUCGUGUGGUAAUCAAGCAAAUGUUACCAGUGACGUCAGCAAAGAUUCCUCCAUUCAGACGCUAUUACGGUCAUAAGAAAGAUUAAGAAUGACACCUGUGUAUAUGAGAUCAAUCAGAAUCAAAUUCUGUCCACAGCUCAAACAUGUAUAAUGUUAAAAAACCCAGUAUCAUUUAAUGACACUCUGUAAGUUACUAGGAAAUACAGCAUAUUAAGGUUUUGUAAAAGCUGCAUUUUGUUUAGCUUUUGUAAAAAGAAAAAGUAAUUUAUCAGAACUUUGCAGACGGAGAUAUUUUCAAUUUAUUUAGGUUUUGUGGGAAAUGUAAUUUAUUUGGAUCUUGCAGAAGAGACAUUUCGUUACCAACUGUUUUACUGGACAAUUUUAUACGAAAUCGUAAUUUCAUUACCGAGAGUUUUCAAAAUUGUUCGGAAGCUUCUGACCACACAGUACAGCGAGAAGAUAGCAAUCCUGUAAAUAUAUUAUGAAAGUUUUGAGUGUAGUAUUUUUUAAAAUGUGAAAUAAUCAAUUCAAACACGACUCGAUUUAAAUUGAAUAAAACUCAUAAGUUUGUAACAUAAAAAGGCUGUUGUUACAUCAGUGUACGAGUGAAGCUAAAGUCAACUUGAAAUGAUAAACCGCGGUAGCCGCGAAGGGGUAUAAAGAUGCUUUCC
Messenger RNA from Orbicella faveolata, 4837 nucleotides. RefSeq lists its product as uncharacterized. NCBI's taxonomy places the organism in Eukaryota, Metazoa, Cnidaria, Anthozoa, Scleractinia, Merulinidae. Gene Ontology annotation, molecular function: protein binding. The record is from RefSeq and is a predicted model, not a curated record.